AUGGCCUCUUAUAGGCCUUUCCCACCUCCGCCGGCGAGUCAAAACCCUAUCGCACAACCACCACAACCACCACUGCAUCCGAGAGGUGGUAAUAAUAAUUGGGGUGGUUACGGUUACAGUGGUGGUGGUGGUGGUGAUUCGUCUACUUCAUUCCCUCAAAUACCUCCUAAUUCAAAUUAUCAACAUCAUCACCAUCAUCAUGCUCCUCCACCUCCACCACCUUCAAAUUACUAUCCAUAUCCACCACCACCACCUCCGCCUCCUGAUAAUUCAUAUCAGCCACCGCCGCCACCACCGUCAGCUCCUAUGUAUUAUCCUUCUAACAAUCAAUAUAAUCAUCAACAACCACCACCUCCGCCUCCUCCUUUGUCACCGGGUUCUUCCAUGCCACCUCCACCUCCUCCUCCUCCUCCAACCUCCCCGCCUCCCCUUUCUCAUAACAACGAUGAAAGAGCAAUCAACAAAGGGUCAUCUGGCAGGCGUGACGGAGUUUCACAUAGACAGCAGCAAAAGCCUUCUCAUCCGCAUCCUCCAAGGAAGGUUGAGACGGAUGAAGAGAAGAGGAUGAGGAAGAAGAGGGAGUUUGAGAAACAAAGGCAAGAUGAAAAACAUAAGCAGCAGAAGAAGUUGAAGGAAUCACAGAAUAGUGUUCUGCAGAAGACUCAGAUGGCUUCAUCUGGGGGGACUGGAAAGGUGCAUGGUUCUAUUGCGGGGUCUCGAAUGGGAGAGAGGAGAACUACUCCCUUGUUGAGCAGCGAGAGGGUUGAAAAUAGAUUGAAGAAGCCGACCACUUUUUUGUGUAAGCUCAGAUUUCGAAAUGAGCUUCCGGAUCCAACUGCACAACCUAAGUUAAUGGCAUUCAAGAAAGAUAAAGAUCAAUAUGCAAAAUAUACAAUCACGUCUCUGGAGAAAACGUACAAACCCAAACUUUUUGUGGAGCCUGAUCUUGGGAUACCUCUGGACCUGCUUGAUCUCCUUUUCGAUGUUCUUCCGAAAUGUUCUGAUGUUGUCUCUCCCUAUAUGUUUUCUGGUGAGUCCUGA
This is a messenger RNA of Lathyrus sativus (Indian pea), 1041 nucleotides long. The record is from the annotation of a GenBank genome assembly. NCBI's taxonomy places the organism in Eukaryota, Viridiplantae, Streptophyta, Magnoliopsida, Fabales, Fabaceae.